This is a messenger RNA of Camellia sinensis, 1311 nucleotides long. The record is from RefSeq and is a predicted model, not a curated record. Lineage: Eukaryota; Viridiplantae; Streptophyta; Magnoliopsida; Ericales; Theaceae.
GAGCAGAGCAGGUUUAGAAUCUAGUAUUUUUCGCUUCACCGGCGGGCGGCAACCUCACCUUAGCCGUCCGCCGGAUCUCUACCUAAUCCGCUAGGACCUCUACACAUACCUUCUCUCCCGCUGUUUUGAUUCGGAGUUAGCGGAAGCUGUCACUCUCUCAGUUUCCAGAUGAACCAUCAUCCAAGCUAAAGCAUGAUGAGCAUGGUCUUUUAUCAAUGGCAGCAGCAGCAUCUCCCGCGAUUCUAUCUCUCUCUCUGUCUCUCGCUGUGUUUCGAAUUGACGAUGGAGACCAUGAGAGCCACUGGUUUAGUUUGUCAGUCGAGUCUCGUUGAGUUCAAACGCUCUUCGUUGCCUCGCAAAACCCUAACCCCUCAUCCUCCGACUGGCUCUCGUGUCUCUCUUCCUUUUCGUAAUCAUGGAUCGUUGUUGUUGCUCAGAAUGGCAGAACAUUCCAAAAUUCCAAUGGCUAUUUCUCAGAAUGCCUCUCUGGCAUCUCAGCUUGUCUCCGUGAAGAACAAGAUCACGAAUCCAAUCGUCGUCAUCGAUAACUAUGACAGCGUCACCUACAAUCUCUGUCAGUAUAUGGGAGAGCUGGGUUGCAACUUUGAGGUUUACCGGAAUGAUGAGCUUACUGUGGAUGAAUUAAAAAAGAAAAAUCCAAGAGGAGUGCUUAUAUCCCCCGGACCAGGCACACCUCAAGAUUCAGGAAUAUCGCUGCAAACUGUAUUGGAACUUGGACCUACUGUACCUUUGUUUGGUGUCUGUAUGGGACUGCAGUGCAUUGGGGAGGCUUUUGGAGGCAAGAUUGUGCGUUCUCCUCAUGGUGUUAUGCAUAAAAAAAGUUCCCUUGUCUAUCAUAAUGAGGGUGGGGAAGACGGCCUAUUUUCUGGGUUAUCAAACCCUUGUCUAUCAUCAGGAGUGCUUAAACAUUUUUUUAAUAUUUUUACCUCAACCUCUCGGCAGGCCUAUGCACAUGGGCACACACUCACCACGCACAUGGGCACACACUCACCAUGGGCCCUACCACUAGCAAUAGCAAUUUAUAAUCAUAAGUUCUCUCUCUCGUGAGGGAGAAAAGGAGAGCCUGGAGCUAAAGCUUAACACACAUGCACACCACCAUCACUACAACAAACUUUCUUUUUAUUAUUUUAUUUUUCUUUUUUUCUUAAAACAGAACCAAAACCAGUCUACUUGUCAACCCAUCAUCCACAUCUUUGUUUUUGACAAAAAAAAAAAAAAUCCCAAUUUUAUUUAUUUUAUUUUAUCUUCUCUUUUCUUAAAAAAAAAAAAAAAAAAAAAAAAAAAAAAAAA